AACUUGACCUGGACAGCGGCGCCUGGGCACACGGGCAGCCGUGGGCGCAGUCAUCACACGGCCACCUCUCGCGUAGCCAGGACCUUGCUGCCUUCUUUGGCAAGGAGCCGAGCCUGGCGCGGCCUUCGUCGUUUUCGCUAGGUGACAAGUAUGGCAUCGGAACUCAGGCCGCAGCGCCUGCGCCUUCGAAAGCCCGCGUCACCAAGCCAAGGAAGCAGGGCUACUGGGCAGUACCCGGCGAGAAGUGCCUGAAGCAUCGCUCUUUCUGGCGGGAGCUCUUCGGCCCAGCUGUGGGCCCAGAGCACUACUGCGUGAACGAGGGCCCCGCGCAGGACUGGAAAAACUCAUCCGAGCUGCAGCCAGUUCAGAAGUGCUACGACAACAGCAGCUGCUCGUCUGGGCGCACGCGGAGGUCUCACGCGCCACGGCCCGUGCGGCGGCCGGUUCUCCCGAACGACCCGGACUAUCCGAACACAGUGAUCUACCUCACCAAGGAGGCAGACGACAAGGCGCUGGGUCUUAAGUGA
Messenger RNA from Symbiodinium natans, 527 nucleotides. Lineage: Eukaryota; Dinophyceae; Suessiales; Symbiodiniaceae. The record is from the annotation of a GenBank genome assembly.